UGUUAUUGAUUGAAGAAUGCUCAAAAUUUUGUUCUGAAUGGCAACCAUUCCUUUAGAGCUUCCUAGUGUGGACUUGUAUUAUGACUUUUCCAAGAAGACAGUGUUUUAUAUAUCGUGUGAAAGAAACCUUUUUUGUGUACACGUAGAAGAAGAUAACUUGUGUCUGCCCUCACUUGUUCCAGGGGAAUCUAGCGAGGUAAAAGUUUCAAGUGAUCCUUUGCGAGUUACCUCGUCUUCAGUGACGGGUUAUGAAGACCUUUUGUCCGUGGAUGGGUCUACAGAAGACGACGCUCUGUAUGUUGGUUCAAGUUCUGGAACCAUUUUUCAAGUAGACAAAAGUUCUGGUCGAACAGUAAGUCAAUGGACAGUCAAUAAUAGUAAGGAUGACGCAGUCGUUCUGAAAGCCUUGAGAAACAUGUUGGUUGUCGGUUAUGAUAGUGGAAGAGUAAGGCUGUGGGACAACCGACAAACGAAGAAACCAGUUUAUUCCUAUCGUGGGCACGGUGACAGUGUAACAGAUAUUAUAGUUAGAGAACCAAAAGAUACUUUGGACGUGAACACAGUUUUAUCGUCUGGUGGUGAAGGAACUAUAAGCGUUUUCGAACUUCGUAGCUCAUCAACGCCAAUCGUAACAGAAAGUGUUCGAGACGAGAUAACGUGCUUGGGUUUGAUAAAGAAUGGUUCUGUUGUAGUUGGUGGAACUUUAGAGGGCGAUCUGAUAAUGUUCGAAUGGAGAUUAUGGGAUAAGUUGCUUGAUAACUGUAAAGGUCACCCUGAGGCGAUAGGAGAUAUGUGUAGUGUAGAUAACGAUACACUCUUGACGGGUUCAGAUGACGGCUUACUUCGGUUGGUUAAUAUACAUCCCAACCAAAUAAUUGGAGUCGUUGGAGUACCAUUUGAGUUGCCAAUAGAGAAACUUAUUCUAGAACCGGUUUCCAAGACAUUGAUUUGCAGUUCAUACGAGUCAUUUGUUAGAUGCUUCGACGCUUCCUGUUUAUAUGAACAAGACAGCUCAACAGAUAUUAUGAAAGAGACAAUCGAUACUAGUGUCAAAGACAAAAAGCGCAAGUCAUUCUUAGGCAAGAGACGUAAGGCAACCUUUGGCAAUGAAACGAUAUCUUCUUUCUUUGAUGACUUGUCAAAUUGAGAAUUCUAGUGAAUGUUUAUUACAAAUAUAAUAGAGUG
Messenger RNA from Galdieria sulphuraria, 1185 nucleotides. RefSeq names its product transducin family protein / WD-40 repeat family protein. Lineage: Eukaryota; Rhodophyta; Bangiophyceae; Galdieriales; Galdieriaceae. Gene Ontology annotation, molecular function: protein binding. The record is from RefSeq and is a predicted model, not a curated record. Bases 38 to 1147 code for a protein of 369 amino acids. The transcript has 2 exons.